AAACAGAGAAGAACCCAUCUGUCGGUAGAAUGGAAAUCUACACAAACAAUAGCUGGGAGAAGCUUUGUACCAGUCAAUGGGAUGAAGGUGAUCUCAAUUCAACCUGCAUGGCCAUGGGCUACUAUAACAACGGUGUCUAUGUUAAUGACACAUGGUAUGCAAAAAGAGGCAACGCCUCCAAGAAAUCCAGCUACCAUAACUGCACCAUUCCAACUACAUGUGAAAAAACCCUGGCAAAGAAACAGCAAUAUUGCAAAGUUCCUGUUCGCUUGAAUGGUGCAAAUGUGGAGUAUGGAGGAAGAGUGGAAGUAUUUUACAAAGGUAAAUGGGCAAAGAUCUGCAGGAAUGAAUGGGAUUUUGACGAUGUCAAAGUUAUUUGUCGUCAACUUGGCUUUGAGGAGGCUUUGGCGGAAUUCAUUGGUUCAGAAGUAAAGGAUGAUGGAAUUCCUUUCGCAAUGUCAGAUGUCUCUUGCAAAGGAGAUGAGUCAGAACUUGCAUCUUGUGCUCGUAUUGAUGGAAAGGUUAAUAUCCCACCUCAAUGUUUAUCAGAUUGCAAGGGUUCUCAGGCGUUGUGUAAACCAAAGAACAAUAAAGUGUUGGACAAAAAAGAACUCUAUUUUGAUAUUGGUACCAAUGAAGAGCUUCAAUGCUCAAUACAUAAUGAAACCAGUUAUACAAGAUGGGCCAUUAAUGGUCAAACCGUCAACUCUACUUAUCAAAGAAUCAGAACUAAAGAAACUGGUGAACUGUUCAUUGACAAGGUGCAGUUGUCUGAUGCAGGAUUAUACGAAUGCUACAGAUUGGAAUAUGUUCAAUAUUACGUUGUCUACGUUAAUGCAAAAUAUACUAAGAACACGCUAGACGAACAAACCUUGACUGCGGACACAUCCGGUUUAUUAAACUGCAGUGCUGAGGGAGUACCAAGCCCACAGAUAUCUUGGAGCAAAAAAGGAGGAAACUUUUUAGACCACAUACGAUUUAAUCAAGUAUCCGACGGGAGCCUACUUAUUAGCCCCGUAAAUUCUGAAGACAAUGGGACAUUCAUUUGUAAAAUGAAACAAACUAAAGGACCAAAGAGGAUCACAAGCAAUGAUAAAACCAUAUUUGUGACAGUUAUGGUUCGACCAAAAGUAAACAUUUCUGGAGCAAGCAAUCUCAUCAUAGAGGGAAACAGGGUUAACUUGACGUGUGAAACUGUGGCUGGUCGGCCUGCGCCUGAGAUAACCUGGCUCAAGAAUAAGACUUUGCAGGAAAAAGGCUGGUCUCUCCUUUUCCAUACAAUAAAAAAGAGCGACGAAGGGCGGUACACUUGUAAGGCACAGAAUACCGUGGGAAUAUUUACCAAAUACGUUGAUAUUUCUGUUAUGGUUCCACCCCGUGUAAACCUUAAGAUCAAGAAUGUUAGCAUUGAGGUAAACUCCAAGUUUACUGAGAAGUGUUAUUGGAGUGGUGAUUCAGAAGUAUCUGUCAUCUGGACCAAGGAUGGAGUGCUUCUUAGUAACAAAAACACCCUGAUAAUUAAACGCGCGACUUUUAAAGAUAAGGGCAAGUAUGAAUGCACUGCUCAAAAUGAUUAUGGCAAAGCUAACGCCUCCUUCUGGAUUGAUGUCACAGUUUCUCCCCAGAUCACUAAGCCUCCGAUAACCCAGUCUGUUACCGAAGGGCAUCCAGUCAACUUCAGUUGCCGAGCCUCAGGUGUGCCAACACCAACCCUAGUCUGGGUUUUUAAUAAUGGUGACCUCCCAUCUGACAUCAGUCAAACUGAUCACGAGGGAGAAUCGUUGCUAGAAUUGCCAAGUGUCACAAAAGAGAUGAAAGGCACUUACAAGUGUAAAGCAAAAAACAAAGCAAAUACUACUAAUUCCUCUGCAACACUACGUGUUUAUGGUAAGUUUAAUGAUAAUGAUAAUGAUGACUAUGACUUUGAUGAUAACGAUGACAAAAACAAAGACGACGACAAUGGAGAAGGGGACGGAUAUGAAGAUAAAGUCGUAGUGAUUUGUGAUGCGAGAACAGACGAAGAAAAAAAUAAAAGUGACGGCGCCAUCAUGCGGGUUAACUGA
Messenger RNA from Stylophora pistillata, 2063 nucleotides. RefSeq names its product tyrosine-protein kinase receptor torso-like. Gene Ontology annotation, biological process: positive regulation of kinase activity; multicellular organism development; cell surface receptor protein tyrosine kinase signaling pathway. Gene Ontology annotation, molecular function: ATP binding; transmembrane receptor protein tyrosine kinase activity. The record is from RefSeq and is a predicted model, not a curated record. Gene Ontology annotation, cellular component: signaling receptor complex; plasma membrane. Lineage: Eukaryota; Metazoa; Cnidaria; Anthozoa; Scleractinia; Pocilloporidae.